AUGCAAGACCAGAUGUUGGUAAUUGUUGUGUCUUUUCUUUUUCUUAAAGUUAUUACGUCACAGUCGGUAUGCCAAGAUGGUUGUUGCGAGUCUGAUCCUAGAUGUACAAAUUUCGAUUUCAUAAUGACUGCUUGCCUUGACUCAGAACAAUCAAAAGUUUGCCCAGUGACCUGUAAAACCUGUUCAAUAUAUCAAACAUCCACAUCAAGUCCUACGUCACUCCCUCCGAUGACGUCACCAUCUCCUUGUCACGAUACAGAUCCAAGAUGUUUUGAGUUUGAUUUUAUAAUAUCAGCAUGCCUAGACCCAACACAAGCGACUCUCUGUCCACAGAUGUGUGGAUUAUGUUCUGUAGCAACAACGCCUUUGGCAACUCCUUCCUUACCCAUCACAACAAUCCCAACAACAACAACAACAACAACAACAACAACAACCACAGCAAAUGUUUGUGAGGACACUGACCCACGCUGUGUGGAAUUCGAAUUUAUUAUGACUGCAUGCCUCGAUAGUGAAAAGUCCAAAACUUGUCCGAAAAUAUGUGGCCUCUGUUCGGCGGAAACAACAACACAGGCUCCAACGACGACAGCAAUUCUGACAACUACAGAGGCGACAACAACAACAUUGGCACCUACAACUACCCCGGCGUGUGUAGACAAAGACCCACGCUGUGUUGAGUUUGAUUUUAUUAUCAAUGCUUGUCUCGAUCCGGUGCAGUCAAAACUUUGUCCUCGCAUGUGCCAACUCUGUUGA
Saccostrea cuccullata (small rock oyster) is the source of this 750-nucleotide messenger RNA. Its product is annotated as threonine-rich protein-like. NCBI's taxonomy places the organism in Eukaryota, Metazoa, Mollusca, Bivalvia, Ostreida, Ostreidae. The coding region runs from base 1 to 750 and encodes 249 amino acids. The transcript is spliced from 3 exons. The record is from RefSeq and is a predicted model, not a curated record.